This is a messenger RNA of Lactuca virosa, 1451 nucleotides long. The record is from the annotation of a GenBank genome assembly. Lineage: Eukaryota; Viridiplantae; Streptophyta; Magnoliopsida; Asterales; Asteraceae.
AGAGACUUCUCACUUUGUAGCAUAACAAACACUUCAACUGUUAACAACUGAUUUUUGAAUGGCUUCCUCACAACCAUUGCUACCCAUCCAUGUGAGUCUUCAAGAGCUUGCAAAAGAAUUCAAAGUAGCUGUCCCUGAUCGCUACGUUCAGGAGCAUCGAGAGCCCACCGUUAUCUUUAAUGGCUCUUCACCUUUGACCUCUAUCCCAGUCAUUGAUUUGAAAGAUUUUAUCAAUAUGUCAGGAAAGAAUGACGAUAACCUGAAAAGUCUGCGCUCCGUGUGCCAAAAAUGGGGAAUCUUUCAGUUGGUGAAUCAUGGAGUAGACAAAUUGUUGGUGGAGAAAAUGAAGAAGGAAACCAUACAAUUUUUCAACAUGCCUGUGGAAGAGAAGCUGAGGUACAAGUUGGAGGGAGGUGACUAUGAGGGGUAUGGUCAAACCAUACUCCAUACUCAAGAUCAGAAAAUUGACUGGGCUGAUCGCUUUUAUAUGAUCACCAAUCCUAUUAACAGAAGGAAAUCCCAUUUACUUCCAGAGUUCCCUCCAUCACUAAGAGAUACCAUGGAGAACUACUUGCAAGAACUGCAAAAACUUGCCAUUAAUUUGUUGGGUUUAAUUGGGCAAGCAGUAGAUAUUGACAAGCAAGAGAUGGUAGAUAUAUUUGAAGAUGGAAUCCAAUCAGUGAGGAUGACUUACUAUCCUCCAUGUCCCCAACCAGAUCUGGUCAUCGGUCUUACCCCUCACUCUGAUGCUACUGGAAUUACCAUUCUUCUCCAAGUCAACGAUGUCGACGGUUUGCAAGUCAAGAAAGAUGGGGUAUGGAUCCCUGUGAAUUUUCUUCCAGAUGCUUUGGUCGUAAAUAUUGGAGACAUUCUUGAGAUAAUGAGCAAUGGUAUGUACAACAGCAUUGAGCAUAGAGCGACUGUUAACACAACAAAAGAGAGGAUUUCAUUAGCCAUGUUCUUUAAUCCAAAGCUUGAUGCAGAUGUUGGACCAGCAAAGAGUCUCCUAACAAACACAGGAGACCCACCGCUGUACAAAACACUCGUAAUGGAACAGUACCUCAAGGACUUCUUCUCCCGCAAGCUCAAUGGAAAGACAUUUAUCGAGAAAAUGAAAAUAAGAAGCAGUGAAGCAAUUGAAACUUGAUCAAAUAUCCUAGUCAUGUUUUAUCGUAAAAUAAUUUGGUUGACGUUAUUCGAAGUAUAAGCUAGAAACAAAUAAAACAUAAAUUGAACAUGAUUGACAUACAAAUAAUCUAUAGAGUAGUUAUGAACUCCAUGUUUUACAUGUAGUAUCGAUAUGGAUCUAAAUAGUGAAUGUUAUUCGAAGUAUAAGCUAGACACAAACACUUAAGAUGGCGGUUAUGACAGUUAAUGAUAGUUAUUCAACCGUUAUGACCGGAGGGUUGCAACAGUUUACUAUGUGAUAUAUAUCUAUAUAUAGUUGUAUA